AGAAAGGCGGUUUCAUUUGUUCAGAAGAAUAUACGUUAUUUCAAUCGGGCGGCGCAAAUUAGGGCUUCAUUUCAAGGUUUUGCGAAUUUGAUUUUGAUUAAGAGGAAGGAAAAUGGCAUUGGGGAAAAAAUGUGGAAGUUACGGGUCGGGGCUAGUGAGAAGUAGUUCGUUUGGGAGGAAGAGAGUUAUACUGGAUGUUGAUUUCAGUCCUACAAUACAUAUGAAGAAAGUGUGCAGUCAUAAUUCGCUUUUUAAUUAUGACAAGUCUCCAAUUGAAGAUUUGCCUCAAGAUAUUUUGAUUAGGAUAGUGUGUGGAGUUGAUCAUGAUGAUUUGAAGAGGCUGUUUCGUGUAUCAAGGGCAAUUCGAGAGGCGGCUGUGAUUGCAAAAAGGUUGCAUUUUGAGUAUGCAACACCAAGAAAGACGGUUAGUUUCAAGAAUGCAAUCGAGGAUUUGGGUGAAUUUAAUGAUGUUGAAGCACCAAAUGCUCCGAGGCAAUUGAAAGUUCGAAAGUUGAAGUUAAGCAAGAAGAAAAUGGAUGAUAUUUCUGUUGCCUUGUUUGCAUCAGAAGACGAUGAUGAUGAUAAUUGGCUGCAAAGAGAGUCAUAUAUGCCGAUGAAUGCUGAGUUUUAGAGGUAUUGUUGUUGUAGAAAUCAUAGGCUUUUUAGUCUCUAGGAGAAAUAUUUGUUAGUGUUAUUUCUUCAAUCCUUUCAUUGAAGAUGAUUUUUGGGGAUUCUGUUUGAAGGCCUUUUUUUUGGCGCUUCUAAUGUCACAAGAAUUAGGUUGUACAUAGCAAUAUUAUCAUUUAGUAAAUUAAAUGAGAAUUGUCUUUCCA
Molecule: messenger RNA, 833 nt
Organism: Solanum stenotomum
Lineage: Eukaryota; Viridiplantae; Streptophyta; Magnoliopsida; Solanales; Solanaceae
Product: F-box protein At1g61340-like
Exons: 4
Coding region: 113-631 (172 amino acids)
Molecular function (GO): protein binding
Source: RefSeq, a predicted model, not a curated record